GUUUAUGUACAUUAUAACUGCAGUGCACGCAUGGGAACCUGAUUCAUAAGAUUGAGUCAUUUCAGAAAUUUCCAACAUUGCAGCUUAAUUUGAAAUAUUAAAGCAGCAAAGCCUCUCAAAAGGAAGAACGAUGCAAAAUAUGCUAAAAUGAAAAAUACCAGCUUUCCUGUUCCUCUGCUGCUGCUUGGCCUGCUGUGUUCAUCCACUCUACACCUUAUUAUCCCAUGAUGCAAAACAUAAUCCUUUGUAAUGCCACUGACCCAGUCACAGAAACUGAUUUUGGUAUUCUUUCAGACAGAGUUUGGAUUCAUCUGCUGAUAUGUUAAUUUGAAUUAGGGGCAGGCAAUUGCCCCUCCAGACUGCACACCAUUCAAUAAAAUCAUGGUUUGAUCUGAUUAUACAUUCAGCUGCGCGUUCCAGCCUAACUUCAGUCUUAACAGCAUCACUUGAUGUCAUCAGCAGAAAAGCAGCUCACUUGAGACCUAUUCUAAAAACCUAUAACCACAAAGGGACUUGGUGAAUUUAACAUUUUGUUUUGGAAAGGUGUUGUAUUUGUGAAGAAAUGACUGAGGAUGAAAUUCAGAGAAAAGAUUCUGUCAACAUUUAGUUGUGGGUGGAUCAGUGCUGGAUCAGAAAGCAUAAAAUUAAUCUAAACGCAAUGAAGUAUUUUUCACAGACGUUUAAAUUACCAAGGAUUUUGCCUUUUACAGCAGCAUGAUUGGUGGUGGAGGAGAAGAGAGUUGGCAGGAUGAGGAUAAUGACUUUAUCUUAACGAAAAGGUGUCUGCUCUCUGCAGCUUAUUUAGAUAAUCAGAAAUGGGACCAGCGAGAGAAAGACCCUCAAAAUCUGGCGAAAUUAGCUAUGCUAAUGGAUGUAACCUACGAGAAGAAACUUCCUGUCAGCUCGUUGACAAUAGCACGGUUUAUUGACAACAUUUCUUCAAGAGAAGAGGUCGAACAAGCUGAAUACUACCUUUACAAGUUUCGACAUAGUCCAAACUGCUGGUAUUUAAGAGAUUGGACAAUCCAUAGCUGGAUUCGACAGUGUUUGAAGUAUGACGCGAGAGACAAGGCCUUGCACACUAUAAGAAACCAGAUACAAUAUGGAAUUUUUCCAGACAACUUCACAUUUAAUCUACUCAUGGACUCCUUUAUUAAAGAGGAAGAUCUAAAAAGUGCGAUAGCUGUUGUCAAUGAAAUUAUGCUACAAGAAGCGUUUGAUGAGCCAUGUACGCAGCUUCUUUCCCUCAAUGUUCUACAUAAAUAUCUACAUAGUAAGCCAAAAUUAAAGUGGGAAGAUGAGAGGAAUCUGGGUGCAACUUUACUGUUGGUUGGACUGAAGCAGAAUAAUACUGUUGGAUUUAGCUCUCAACUUCUGGGUCUUGUAUUUCUCGGAAAAAUUGAACUAGCUAAGGGGAUCCGUGCUGUUUACACCAACAUGCCCCUCAUGUGGACCCCAGGAUACUUGAAUCGUGCACUAAAUGUGAUGGAAAAUACAGUGACGGCAUCAAAUGAAAUAAAGCUUUGCAAAGAAACAGUGGAUGUCAUGGCAACUAUAUUGGAGAUGGCAGCAUCUGAGACCAGUGAAUCCAUGGCAACAGAUGAAUCACAGGAAACAAGACGAGAUGCUGCAUUUGAAGACAGUGAUGAUGAUGAAAAUGAGAAAUCAAAACUUGCAGAAUACUUAAACAAAUUUAAGAAACUUUAUGCAGAGCUGGAGUCUGUUGGAAAGAUUGAAAGUGAAAGUCUGUUGACACUGACAGACAAACUGGUGAAAGAAGAUCUCCCCGCAUCUGAAGCUGAUGAAAUCCUUAAAUAUGAGAAGAAGUUAGAACAAUGGGAAGAAGAACGUGCUGCACUGAUUCAGAGAGAAAGGGAAUUGAAAGAGAAGGCUCGUCAAGAGAAGGAAGCCAGACUAGCAGCAAAAGCUGCAACUUAAGCCUAAUUAUGCUUCACCUUCUUUGCAAGUGAUAUCGACCUAUUAAUGAAAUUGUGUCAUAAAUUGCAGUAUGCGCAUGAUGUUUCAGUCAUUUUUCAAAGUUUUAAAGGAAUAUGAAUAAUUUGAUUCUUGCUGAUCGAUGAAUUCAGUGCUGUAAAUAUGCAGUUUUUCUCCUUAGCCACUUCAAUCUGGACAUCUGUAUAUGGAUCAUAAUAUUGUAAUUUCACAGUAACUGUAAAUCAGUAUCUAACUACAAAAUUAAAAUUAAAAAAGCUAGUUAUUUCCAGAAAACAAUAUUUCGUCAGCUAUUCUAUUAAAAGAGAUGAAUAUUUCAUAAAAAAUCAUUAGAAACAAAUCUCAAUGCCAUUAGGAGAGUAUAACUUUGAGGUUAGUGGUUGUGAUAAUUUCUCAAGUCGUUCGUAGGGCUGUAAAAUCCUCUGUAUAAAAUUGAGUUCUGAUGGAAAUUUAUGUAAUUGGUAAUAAGUUAUGAACAGAAAAUGAUUGACCAAGUAAUUUUAUCCAGAUUCUAUUUUAAAAUAUCAGUAAUUGAUGUAUUUUAUUUGGUUACUGAGAAUUUAAAGAUGGUAAAAAAAAAUCCCCCUUGUAUUUGCAUUUUUAUCUUUGUUAAAUCACACUAUAUGACCAAUUCAAGUCUGCUUCAGAUAAUCAAGACAUAAUCAUCGAGUAAACUGGAAAACAACAGUCAUAAAAUAAAAAUGCUGGUGUUUAGUUGUUUAUUACUGAACACUUCUAAAUCAUGA
Molecule: messenger RNA, 2699 nt
Organism: Stegostoma tigrinum
Lineage: Eukaryota; Metazoa; Chordata; Chondrichthyes; Orectolobiformes; Stegostomatidae
Gene: mrps27
Product: mitochondrial ribosomal protein S27
Exons: 11
Coding region: 715-1938 (407 amino acids)
Cellular component (GO): mitochondrion
Molecular function (GO): protein binding
Source: RefSeq, a predicted model, not a curated record